AAGAACAUCUUGUAAAACACAUUCUCAGUAUCUUAAUACAUACUGUUCAACUUGCCGACAUUGGUAUUGUUCAAAUAACCGAAUCGGCUCCCAUGUCACUAAUAGAGCAAGCAACAUCAUCUGCUGCUGUAACUGCCGUAACCAAACAAACAAGCGAACAAUCAAUAAUUGAACCUCAAAAAAAAGAUACUCAACCUGAAAAAAUACAAAAAAUAAUUGGAAUUUGUAAAAUUCAUGACCAUGCUAAAUUAACAUGCGAUAAUUGCCCAGAAACUUUUUGUAAAUAUUGCGAUUUCUCCAAAAAUAAGAAAUUUAGGGAAACAAUUAAAAACAUUGAAUCCGGAACAUCAAGCAACCAUUCAGUCGUCGCUGCAAGGCAAGUUCAGCAACACACAAGUAGUCAGCCAGAAAGUCAAGCAGUAAAAACAGAAGAAUCAAUAAGGUUUCCUGCAGAACGUAAUCUCUUUUAUCACUACCAAUAUUCACCAAGACAAAUAACAGCUGGCUCAACAAAUAACUUCCUUGGCAUUCCUAGGAAAACAGCAACUGUCUUUCUAAAUAACCAUUCAUUCUCAGGCAACCAGCCACUACAAGUCAUUGACGUUAGGCCAGAGAGUCAAGAAGAAUUAAGUGAUUCAACAUG
Molecule: messenger RNA, 643 nt
Organism: Racocetra fulgida
Lineage: Eukaryota; Fungi; Glomeromycota; Glomeromycetes; Diversisporales; Gigasporaceae
Source: the annotation of a GenBank genome assembly